CAGGUCCAUUUUGGAGCCAGAAUGGCAUCUCUCACCUUACUAAGAAGGGGACACACGGGAUUCCAGAGGAAAAAUGAAGUAGGCGUCGGAUUUCCAUCCUCGGGUGUUUAUUGAAGUUUUGAGUUCAGCUCAGAUUUAUGUGGAUAGUUUAGUUGGUUUUUUUCUUUACUUUGUUUGUAAAUUUUCUUUGCGCGAAUUUCGGGAUGAUGCCUAUAAGGGUGUCUGGCGCUCAAGGCUACACCCGAAGAAAAUCGGGAAAUAAAGCUGAGCAAAGUCGAUGCAUUUCUGCAGAGGAAGGCGAUGCUUAAAAAAAAUUGCACCCUGUUACCUUGGAGCGAAUUGAAGAACCGGAAAAGGAAAAUGCGUUCCUGCAUAAUUCAACUCAACGUCCGGAAUUUGCCAUUCCAAGUGCUCCUCCCUUGAGCUGGGAAGUAGAAGACUUAAGGAAGGAAAACUUAUUUCUUGGGCAAGAAUUGGCGAGGAAGGACAGGAUGCUGGAAAACACAUUAGGCAAAGUUGAUCAAGCUAUAUCUCGAUUGGAAGCCGUCUCUAAAAUAAAUGAAGGUCACUUUGACCACUGGCGUGAUUGUGUGCCAAAAAAAGUUGAGGACUUUUAGGUCAAUGAGCCAAAAGGAGUCCAUUUUUGUUGGGGAUUUGGCGGAACUUAUUCUUGGCAAGCAAGGGCUCAUGAUCAACACCGUGAAAGGCAGAAGCAAAGGAAAAGGAAAAUUGUGCUCACUAAAAAUCGAAGCAAUUCGAUGUGAGUUCGAAAGGUGGAUGAUCCAGGAUAUAGGCUACGGCAGGGAUAUGGUCUGCCAGCAGUUAAAUAAAAUGACCCGUUAUAUCAAUUUAAAAACUGGUUGGCUACUGGCGGUGCAAAAAGGGACACCCUCUACAGAAAUAUGCGAGAGGACCACGUCGCCUUUAGCAGCGGUAUCGGAAAACUUCCGACCGCACACAUCGACGGAUACAUUAACACACGACGCAAUGCAUGCACCGACAUCCUAUACCGCACCGGAUGCAUUCAGCAAAAAUAACAACAUACCUGUUUUCCAACCUUGGAAUUAAUGUGAUGGAAUUUUUCUUUUUUUUUUUAAAUUAUGAUACGCUACAAUAUAUUAUUUUGUAAUGUUAAAGACUAGAAAAUAACUUCAGAACU
Molecule: messenger RNA, 1159 nt
Organism: Belonocnema kinseyi
Lineage: Eukaryota; Metazoa; Arthropoda; Insecta; Hymenoptera; Cynipidae
Exons: 4
Coding region: 559-1068 (169 amino acids)
Source: RefSeq, a predicted model, not a curated record